AUGGCCAUUCACUUUGGAGCUUCUUCCUCUUCCUCUAGUACUCCUACCAGCCAGUCCGGAACAUAUGAUGUUUUUCUGAGUUUUAGAGGUGAGGAUACACGCAACACUUUCGUAGGCCAUUUGUACCACAAUCUGGUUCAAAGGGAAAUCAAAACGUUCAGAGAUGAUGUUGAGCUUGAAGGAGGAGAUGAAAUAGCAGCUGCUCUUCAGAAAGCAAUUGAAGAAGCAAAAUUUCUUAUCGUCGUUUUCUCUAAAAAUUAUGCUACCUCGAAUUGGUGUUUAGAUGAACUCGCUAAGAUUAUGGAAUGCAAAGAGGAGCUCUUCUAG
Rosa chinensis is the source of this 327-nucleotide messenger RNA. Its product is annotated as TMV resistance protein N-like. The record is from RefSeq and is a predicted model, not a curated record. The coding region runs from base 1 to 327 and encodes 108 amino acids. Gene Ontology annotation, biological process: signal transduction. The transcript has 2 exons. NCBI's taxonomy places the organism in Eukaryota, Viridiplantae, Streptophyta, Magnoliopsida, Rosales, Rosaceae.